Microtus oregoni (creeping vole) is the source of this 4536-nucleotide messenger RNA. It is a transcript of the gene Dgkq, whose product is annotated as diacylglycerol kinase theta. The transcript has 23 exons. The record is from RefSeq and is a predicted model, not a curated record. NCBI's taxonomy places the organism in Eukaryota, Metazoa, Chordata, Mammalia, Rodentia, Cricetidae. Gene Ontology annotation, molecular function: ATP-dependent diacylglycerol kinase activity. Gene Ontology annotation, biological process: diacylglycerol metabolic process; lipid phosphorylation; intracellular signal transduction. Bases 174 to 2984 code for a protein of 936 amino acids.
GGGUGGCACCGCCCCUCUGGAGGCCCUGGCCACUCUCUCCGUUCGGGCCCCUCCCACGCGAGCCUGCGCGUUAGGUAGCGCAGUCGGAAGCUGGGAGCGGGCACAGCCGAGGGCCCUCUACACCGCCGACCUGGCUUUAGCGCGCAGCUGGAGCUGGGGUGGUCGGGUUGCGGAUGGAGGCGGCAGCCGAGCCUGGGGCCCGGAUUUGGCCCGGCAGCGGUUCCCCACGUCUCGGCAGCCCUGCCGGCAGCCCUGUACUGGGCAUCUCAGGCCGCGCACGCCCGGGGUCAGGGCCAGAGAGGACCGGCAGAGCUAUUGGCCCUGCAGCGCCCGGCCACAGCUUCCGCAAGGUGACACUCACCAAGCCCACCUUUUGCCAUCUCUGCUCGGACUUCAUCUGGGGGCUAGCCGGUUUCCUGUGCGAUGUAUGCAACUUCAUGUCCCACGAGAAGUGCCUGAAGCAGGUGAAGACCCCGUGCACAAGCAUUGCUCCAAGUCUAGUCCGGGUCCCUGUAGCCCACUGCUUUGGCUCCCUUGGGCUCUACAAGCGCAAGUUCUGUGUGGUCUGCCGCAAGAGCCUGGAGGUUCCUGCGCUCCGCUGUGAAGUGUGUGAGCUGCACGUUCACCCCGACUGUGUGCCCUUCGCCUGCAGCGACUGUCGUCAGUGCCACCAGGAUGGACAGCAGGAUUAUGACACAUAUCACCACCACUGGCGGGAGGGGAACCUGCCUUCUGGCGCACGGUGUGAGGUCUGUAGGAAGACGUGUGGUUCCUCAGAUGUGCUGGCUGGUGUACGCUGCGAGUGGUGUGGUGUGCAGGCCCACUCAGUGUGCUCCGCAGCACUCACUCCCGAGUGUACGUUUGGGCGUCUACGCUCCAUGGUACUGCCUCCCUCGUGUGUGCGCCUGUUGUCCCGAAACUUCAGCAAGAUGCACUGCUUCCGUAUCCCCGAGGCCAUGACCCUGGAGCUUGGUGAUGGGGAUGAUGGCCUGGAUGGAAGUGCUGCCACGGGUGUGGGCAGAGAGAUGCCGACAGCUACAGAAUCCACCAAACAGACCCUCAAGAUCUUUGAUGGCAACGACUCCGUGAGGAGAAAUCAGUUUCGCCUGGUUACAGUUUCCCGCCUGGCUCAGAAUGAGGAGGUGAUGGAGGCAGCACUUCGGGCUUUCUAUAUCAACGAGGACCCUAGGGACUUUCAGCUGCAGGCACUGCCCCUAACCACACUCUCCAGCAAUGCCCAGGCCCUGGGGAAGGCUGGGACCACUGAGGAAGAGGCUAGCAAAGGCCCUGGGCCCCGAGAUUCCAUGCCUGAGGCCUGGGUCAUCAGGUCUCUGCCUCGUGCCCAGGAGAUCCUGAAGAUCUACCCUGCCUGGCUCAGGGUGGGUGUGGCCUACGUGUCGAUCCGUGUGAACUCACAGAGUACAGCACGGUCUGUGGUUCAGGAGGUUCUCCCACUGCUUGGACGGCAGGUUGAGGAUCAGGAGAAAUUCCAGUUGACUGAGGUGCUCAUGAGCAGCAGACAAGUCCAGAGGACAGUGCUGAUGGAUGAGGAACCUCUGCUAGACCGACUCUGGGACAUCCGACAGACAUCUGUGCGCCAGGUGAGCCAGACGCGGUUCUACGUGGCCGAGAGCAGGGCCAUGACCCCACAUGUCUCCCUGUUCGUGGGUGGCCUGCCACCUGGCUUGUCCCCCCAGGAUUACAGCAACCUGCUGCAUGAGGCCAUGGCCACCAAAGCUGCUGUGGUGUCUGUGAGUCACGUCUACUCCUUACAAGGUGCGGUAAUUCUGGAUGUCACCUGCUUCGCGGAGGCUGAGCGGCUAUACAUGCUGGCCAGAGACACAGCAGUGCAUGGCCGGCCCCUGACUGCACUAGUGCUUCCAGACGUGCUGCACACGAAGUUGCCUCCUGACUGCUGCCCCCUCCUCGUGUUUGUGAACCCAAAGAGCGGGGGCCUCAAAGGCCGAGAGCUGCUCUACAGUUUCCGGAAGCUACUGAAUCCACACCAGGUCUUUGAGCUGACCAACGGGGGACCUCUUCCUGGGUUCCACCUUUUCUCUCAGGUGCCCUGUUUUCGGGUACUGGUGUGUGGUGGAGAUGGCACCGUGGGCUGGGUGCUCGCUGCCCUGGAGGAGACAAGGCGCCAUCUGGCCUGCCCAGAGCCAUCUGUGGCCAUCCUGCCCCUGGGUACAGGGAAUGACCUUGGCCGGGUCCUCCGUUGGGGGGCAGGCUAUAGUGGUGAGGACCCAUUCUCUGUGCUGGUGUCUGUGGAUGAGGCUGAUGCUGUGCUCAUGGAUCGCUGGACAAUCCUGCUGGAUGCUCAUGAGACUGAUAGUACAGAGAACAGUGUGGUAGACACGGAGCCACCCAAGAUUGUUCAGAUGAGUAACUACUGUGGCAUUGGUAUCGAUGCGGAGCUCAGCCUAGAUUUCCACCAGGCACGUGAGGAGGAGCCUGGCAAAUUCACAAGCAGGUUCCACAACAAGGGUGUAUAUGUGCGGGUCGGGCUGCAGAAGAUCAGCCACUCUCGAAGUCUACACAAGGAGAUCAGGCUGCAGGUGGAACAGCAGGAGGUGGAGCUACCCAGCAUUGAGGGUCUCAUCUUUAUCAACAUCCCCAGCUGGGGCUCAGGGGCUGACCUCUGGGGCUCUGACAACGACUCAAGGUUUGAGAAGCCACGCAUAGACGACGGGCUGUUGGAGGUGGUGGGUGUGACAGGUGUCGUGCACAUGGGCCAAGUCCAGGGUGGGCUGCGCUCUGGAAUCCGCAUUGCCCAGGGCUCCUACUUCCGUGUUACACUCCUAAAGGCUACUCCAGUACAAGUGGAUGGUGAGCCCUGGGUUCAGGCCCCAGGGCACAUGAUCAUCUCCGCUACUGCCCCUAAGGUCCACAUGCUGAGGAAGGCCAAGCAGAAGCCCAGGAAGGCUGGCAACAUCAGAGAAACCCGAGUGGACACCUUGCCUGCUCCUGAGAGCAAUCCUUAAUAGAGGAGCCAAGAUGAAGGGUCUCAACUACCCAGCCUUUCUCGUCUUUGGUUCUGUUCCAAGUCACACAUUGGCUGGCCAACAGAUGGACUUAGCUAUGCCACUGACCAUAACAUCUUCAUGGGUCUUGGGAUGUUACCAUACCUCAUCCUUAUCCAAUGUCAUGUGCAAACCUAGGAGUGGGUAGGUAUUGGCCACUGCCACAGUACUGGUCUAUAUGGCAUGGGCAUGAAGCUCUGGCUAGUCUGUCUUCUGUACACGACUGGUCCUUAUAUAAAACCUCUCUUAGAGCCUGUUGAGCCCAACACCUCUGGAUGCGGGUCAUCCAGGUGGGUCCUCUGAUCUUAUUUUGUGUUCUUUCAAAGCAGCUAGUAGCCCUGUCUAGGCCCUGGCCUAGUAGAUACAGAAUGCUGCUUGUUCCUCUUGCACCCACUGGGUGGGUGUGGUAUCCUCAAGUCCUCUUGGCUCAUCCAGCUGGUGGCCCUGAGCUGAAAAGCUAUACCUAGGAAGGGGAGGCUAGUCAAGUUCAGGUGUCACCCAUGUGUCAGAGCUGGAGUGUGUGCCAGGGCCUGAGUGUCUUUCCUCGGCCCUCAAGUGGGCACCUAGUGCCAAGAAGGGAUCAGAACAGAGCCAGGUGGAACCUGGUUGAGGAAUGUGUAAAUAACAUCUGUUGUUGUGGAGUGGCUAAAGCUCCCUUAGACUCAACGUAUAGCACUUUAUAUACAUGCUGUUUGCCAGCCUGCAGCCCUUCCUUGUAGAUGCAGAGCUGCUACUCUGGCUCCUACAAACCAAAGUAGCUCUGAUGGCCAGACCUUGCUGGGGGCAUCAGGCUCACAGAAUGAGACAAAGCUGUCUCUUCCAUGCACCCAAGAAUUCAAUUGUCACACCUCAGACCCCAGAGGAGUGUACCCCAGAAUGAGCUGUCUAGCUAAGCCUGGUGGUAUAUGUCUGUAAUUCAUUUCUUGGGGACUAAAGCAAGAGAAUAGCAUGCUCAAGAACUGACUGGGCUGUAGAAUUAAAACCCCUCCCAAAAAGUGAAAAGAUGGGGGAAACAGGGGCCUAAAAGAUGUCAGUGGGCCAGCCCCAGCCCUAGAUGGGGAAGGACCUACGUGGGAAGUAGCCUGUGAUGCUUACCCCCAUAGACAAGUAAAUAGGUCUAGAUCCUGGGCUUGUGCCACUCUCAGAAGUGGCUAUGGUAUGGACCAGGGGAUAUUCCUGGCUGGCAGCUUCAUAGGCCCACUGUGCCAUACCCUCAUCUGCUUUUGCCAAAAGUGCAUACAAGUGCAUCAGAUAGCCAUUUGUGUUCUCAGUAUAGAUGUUCCUCAUGUUUACAUCAUUUUCCACGUUCGAAAGAAAUUGUGAUGUAGUUUUUCACUUUUAUUUCAAUCUAUAGGAAUUGUUUGUAAAUUAAGAUCAGUGUAGCAUGUCCUCUGUAUUAGGUGAGACUGUCACUUUGUGGAGUGUGUUCUGUCUCUGUGUGUAAUUUAUCACUACCUGAAUGUGAUCUAACUUAUAUCUGGGCCAAAUACAUUGUGGGCUUUGCUGUCCUGUA